UUCCGGGUCCUGGCUAGAAUCACUUAUAUGUUGCCGUCCUCAUCCAGCUCAAUAUGUUGAAACAGACUUUGGAAGAGACACCUCGAACUUACCGGUGGAAUAAAAAAACGCCCUUAAUAUCAGUUCCUCCCUCCCUUUUCCCCGACAGAAAGAGCUCCUGUAGUCCAUCCUUGAACUUCUUCGCUUAGAGUUGUCAGUCACUCGACAAAAACCAUCAAAAUGGCAUCCCCUCGUGAGAGAAACAACACCAAGUACGCCUCCGACGACGAGACCUCGGAAGCUCCCAGCGAACAGCAGCAGGAGAAGCCCCAACGUCGCCAGAACCGCAGCAAGAGCAAGCAGAUGCAGAAGCGUCAGCAGGGUCAGCAGCAGGGCGGUCCCCUCGGCGGCCUCACCGAUGGCGGUGUUACCAACGGUGUCCAAAACACACUAGGCAAUGUUGCUGGUGGUGCCUUGGGCGGUGGUGGUGGUGGCAGCGAUAAGAGCGAUACACUGCGGUUGCGUCUGGAUCUCAACCUCGACAUCGAGAUUACGUUGAAGGCGCGCAUCCACGGUGACCUCGAGUUGGCUCUCUUGAACUGAGAGACGUUUUCCCAGGGACAAAUCUUAACGCAAUCCAUCCGCCGGGUCGGUUUCCUUUGUUAUUUUAAUUAUCAUACGGAGUCGCGGAAAUCUUAGUGGGCAAGAUGUUUUCAUUUUGCCGGAAUUUGCGGGCUUCUUUUGUUGAUUCCCCCUGGUCAUUCCUCCGUAAAAAGAAACGGUUUGGGCCCGACAAUGGGCGGAAGGAGGACUUGGUGGACAGGUGGAAUAUUGGUAUGCAUCUGCCACUUGUAUUAUGAAAGACUUGUGCAUCGACAUUAUGAGAUACGGACGCUAUUUAGGGAAAUGUUAUGGGUAUCCUGUUCAACGUUAGCCAAAGCACUCUAAACCGUUUUUUUCUUCUUCUUUUCUUUUUCGAACUGAUACGGAGUACGGAUACUUGACCAUGAAUUACGAGUUCUCGUCCUCGGAGUGACC
This is a messenger RNA of Colletotrichum navitas, 1017 nucleotides long. RefSeq lists its product as uncharacterized. Bases 220 to 582 code for a protein of 120 amino acids. NCBI's taxonomy places the organism in Eukaryota, Fungi, Ascomycota, Sordariomycetes, Glomerellales, Glomerellaceae. The record is from RefSeq and is a predicted model, not a curated record. The transcript is spliced from 2 exons.